AUCUUUAGCUCCAAAUCUGUGUGCUUUUAUUUCAGAAGAAGAUGCCCAGAUCUGUGUGCCCAUCGCUACCCAACGGCACCAUUUGUGGCAACAAAAGCCCGCCCUCUCCUUUUGCCAUCCAUGAGCAGUGAGCACACCAAAUCACAAUUAGUUAACCACUUAAUUAUCGUUCUAAUCACUUACAUAAUCAAGAUCUGGGCAUUCCAGACCACCAAUCCAAGCCCCACCAUUACGCCCCAAAUCCCAUUAUUAUUCUCUCCUCGCACCAGCACAGCGACGAGACGAGCUCAGCCAAGAAACGCGCGCCACUAGGCUGCUCUUCGCAACUUCGCUUUGCUUUGCUUGGAGUGUGGCAUCCGAGCUGACGAGCGGCAUGUCCACGGCGGACGCGUCCGGGAAUCCUCCGCCGCCGGCGGGACACGGCGGGUGCUGCAGCUCCGGCUCGACGCUGGAGCUGGUGGGCGCGUUCACGGCGGUGUGCCUGGUGCUGUACGGGGUGAUCCUGUACAUGAACUACCUGUACGUGCGGUGGAGCGGCCGCGACGGCGUGCACCGGACGGGCUCCGGCGCGGGGCUCCCGGUCGGGAAGAGGCCCGGCGGCGGGGGCAUCGACAAGGCAGCACUGGCGGCCAUGCCGGUGCUCAGGUUCAAGGCGGACGCGCACGGUGGCGAGGCGGCGGACUGCGCGGUGUGCCUGGGCGCCAUGCAGGACGGGGACGCGGUGCGCGCGCUGCCCGGGUGCGGCCACGCGUUCCACGUCGCCUGCGUCGACGUCUGGCUCUGCGCGCGCGCCACCUGCCCCGUCUGCCGCGCGCGCCCCGCGCUGCCGCCGCCGCAGCAGGCGCCCAAGGCCGGCGCCAAGGCGGCCGGGCCGGCCGGCCGUCAGCUCGACCUGGAGAGCCAGGUAUAGCACGCGCGCUCGCGCUGAUUUUGCUGUGUGCAAACUGCAAAGGUAGGUAGCUCUUGCGUUUUGUCCUCAGUCCGCUGUCUUCUUCUUCAGUUCUUGGGGAGAGUGAAUGGAUGAUUAGAUAGAUAGCAUCCGAGUACAUAAUUUUGGUGUUAAUCUCCUUCGACUGGGAUUGGCAAUGUUUGUGCUACUGCCAUGGCAUGUAUAAAUUCUACUUGUAACAUUCACUUGCUAUUGUGCAUUGGUGGCCAGUGAAAGCUUCUCUGAAAUCAGUUUGUACUGGAACCCUGUUCCUUUUUUCCUUAUCUGAAGAGUACCAAUGUCCAAUUACCACUCCA
Messenger RNA from Phragmites australis (common reed), 1245 nucleotides. Its product is annotated as E3 ubiquitin-protein ligase EL5-like. The record is from RefSeq and is a predicted model, not a curated record. The transcript has a single exon. Lineage: Eukaryota; Viridiplantae; Streptophyta; Magnoliopsida; Poales; Poaceae. Bases 374 to 910 code for a protein of 178 amino acids.